Lutra lutra (Eurasian river otter) is the source of this 7785-nucleotide messenger RNA. RefSeq names its product calcium voltage-gated channel auxiliary subunit beta 4 (gene CACNB4). The record is from RefSeq and is a predicted model, not a curated record. Gene Ontology annotation, biological process: regulation of voltage-gated calcium channel activity; neuromuscular junction development; chemical synaptic transmission. NCBI's taxonomy places the organism in Eukaryota, Metazoa, Chordata, Mammalia, Carnivora, Mustelidae. Gene Ontology annotation, cellular component: voltage-gated calcium channel complex. Gene Ontology annotation, molecular function: protein binding; high voltage-gated calcium channel activity. The transcript is spliced from 14 exons. The coding region runs from base 446 to 1867 and encodes 473 amino acids.
GAAGGGUUUUGCUUUUUUAUGCUCUGUAUUGGGAAGGCAGAUAAAAUGCCAGGGCUGGACUGCCUCUGGGGAUAACCUCAGCCUGUGUGAUGUGAAUGAAUAGCCUCUUGCCUAGUAAAUCCCCAGGAAUUGAUAAGGCAAGCGCGGUUCUUCCAACAGGCCUUUUCUAUCUUUUAGCUGUAGCUGUGGCUUCUGUAGCAAUUUUAUUUUUGCCUUGAAAGAGGUGCUCUGGAUUAUCAGACCUCCAUGUAUGACAAUUUGUACCUGCAUGGAAUUGAAGACUCGGAGGCUGAAGAAUAAUGUGAUGUGUUACCCACGAUGGUGUGACCAAAGCUUCAAGCCAGUGGAGAAGACUAGGCCUAAGUAGCUGACCUGGUGCAGUGACAGAUAAAGCCACACCUGGAGUACCACAUCCUCAGCAGUCUUUCUCAGUGCUAAGGCAUUUAUGGCUGGUUCCGCGGAUUCCUACACGAGCAGGCCGUCUGACUCCGAUGUCUCUUUGGAAGAGGAUCGGGAAGCGAUUCGGCAGGAGAGAGAACAACAAGCCGCGAUCCAGCUGGAGAGAGCAAAGUCCAAGCCUGUAGCGUUUGCCGUGAAGACGAACGUGAGCUACUGUGGCGCCUUGGACGAGGAUGUGCCCGUUCCGAGCACGGCCAUCUCCUUCGACGCCAAGGACUUCCUCCACAUUAAAGAGAAAUAUAACAAUGAUUGGUGGAUAGGAAGGCUGGUGAAAGAGGGCUGUGAGAUUGGCUUCAUCCCUAGUCCUCUUAGACUGGAGAACAUACGGAUUCAGCAAGAACAAAAAAGGGGACGUUUUCACGGAGGGAAAUCCAGUGGAAACUCUUCUUCAAGUCUAGGAGAAAUGGUAUCAGGGACAUUUCGAGCAACACCCACAUCAACAGCAAAACAGAAGCAAAAAGUGACGGAGCACAUUCCUCCUUACGAUGUUGUGCCAUCCAUGCGUCCAGUGGUGUUGGUGGGGCCGUCACUGAAGGGUUAUGAGGUAACAGACAUGAUGCAGAAAGCCCUCUUUGAUUUCCUGAAGCACAGGUUUGAUGGGAGGAUAUCAAUAACAAGAGUGACAGCUGACAUUUCUCUUGCUAAGAGGUCUGUCCUAAAUAAUCCCAGCAAGAGAGCAAUAAUUGAACGUUCGAACACUCGGUCCAGCUUAGCGGAAGUACAAAGUGAAAUUGAAAGAAUCUUUGAGUUGGCGAGAUCUUUGCAACUGGUUGUUCUUGACGCAGACACCAUCAAUCACCCAGCGCAACUUAUAAAGACUUCUUUAGCACCAAUUAUUGUUCAUGUAAAAGUCUCAUCUCCAAAGGUUUUACAGCGGUUGAUUAAGUCUAGAGGAAAGUCCCAAAGCAAACACUUAAAUGUUCAACUGGUGGCAGCUGAUAAACUUGCACAAUGUCCCCCAGAGAUGUUUGAUGUUAUACUGGAUGAAAAUCAGUUGGAGGACGCGUGUGAACAUCUGGGAGAGUACCUUGAAGCUUAUUGGCGUGCUACCCACACUACCAGUAGCACCCCCAUGACCCCUCUGCUUGGAAGGAAUUUGGGCUCAACUGCGCUCUCACCAUAUCCCACAGCAAUUUCCGGGUUACAGAGUCAGCGUAUGAGGCACAGCAACCACUCCACGGAGAACUCUCCAAUUGAAAGACGAAGUCUAAUGACUGCUGAUGAAAAUUAUCACAAUGAAAGGGCUCGGAAGAGUAGGAACCGCUUGUCUUCCAGUUCCCAGCAUAGCCGAGAUCAUUACCCUCUUGUGGAAGAAGAUUAUCCUGACUCAUACCAGGACACUUACAAACCCCAUAGGAACCGAGGAUCUCCUGGGGGAUAUAGCCAUGACUCCCGACAUAGGCUUUGAGUCUGCAGAAGCAAACAAAAAAUUCAUCUGUUGACAAUUUGCCAUAGCACUGCUAGGAUAAACCAAUCAUCUUAACUUGGCAAGUACAGCACAGUAUUUACUGUGCUUAUGGGCUGUUGUCAUUUGAUGCUAAGUAAGGGGCAAAAAAAAAAAAGUACAUGAUGCCCUUAAGUCUAGAUGGUUAUUAGAUGCCCAAUCAUAUAGAUAUUUUUAAGCUCAGCAUUUACAUAACAGUACCUUUUGUUUUCUUCAUUAGAUUUAGACACAUCAAUUUGUAAUUUUAGGGUACUUACCAAGGCACAUAUAAAAUAAUUUCCCAUGCUGGAAAUUCCAAAUGACCAGUUCCAGUUGGAACCAAUUUAUAAACCAAUUCCUGUUGGAAUUUGGGCAAAUCGACUAGAAAGUCUACUUGAGCAUGUUGCAGUCAAUUUAAAAAUUUGAAAAAAAAAAAGCCACAAAAAACCCAAAAACCUAAUUAAUAAGAAAAUCAAAAUACCAAAAGAAGCCAACACCAAGUAUGGUAUUUAUUUGCUGGAAGCUAAAUUUACACGUAAAGUUGGAAUGUAUAAACAUUUUAACAUAUGUUAAUGUUGACAGAAUGGCUUUUCAAACUUACCAGAAGUAUUGAUAGUGCCAAAAAAAAAAAGCCCACCUCAAAUUAAUGCAGAAAUUUUACACUCUCCUCAGAUUUUAAUAUUUUUGUUUCUUUCCUGGCACAGCUAUUGUAUUCAAAGUGUUUUGCCUUUUGUUUAGUCACCACUGUUAGCUUGUUUGAAGUUGGCAGAAAAAAAACUCAAAAUUUCUUUAGCAGUGAGAGAGAAUAAUAUAGAGAAACCCAAUCAUAGCUGGUAAUGGGAAACGGAAAACCGGGUGUUGUUUCCCCUUUCCUUGCUCUGAGCGCAACUAUAUACAUCCAGGAAUCUGGAGUCAGACAGUAAGGAUGGGCGCAGAUCCUCCCGAGUGCGAAGCUAAACAUCUCCAGAUGGGAAUUCAUCUUUCCAACUUCCCACAAACAUGGGCCAGUAUUUCCUGCCAGCACAAUUGCAUAUCUUUCCAUUGCUUCAUUCAGUCUCUGUCUUUGAAUAUGUGAAUGUUCUAGCCCUUCCCCAAAUUCUUUAUAGUCAUGCUAAGAACUUUUGUUUUACAUGGAAACACUCAAUUUUGAUAUUGAAAGCUGCUUUUAUGCAAAAUGAUGAAAUGAAAAAUGUGAAAACAAAUGAUGAAUUUAAAAGCUUGCAAUAAAAAACUCAAUAGAUUCAGAGUAUAUUUGUUCACUAAAAUUACAGCAUUUUUUAUUGUCAAGUAUUAUAAAGAAUUUGGAGAUUGAGCUGCCUUAUUUCUAAUGAACACUCCUCUUCACCUGUUGAGUCUUGACAGUUUUUCCAGUGGCUAAAAUUACAGAGUUGGUGACCUUCUAUCUUAUAUUAUCAAGGAAGCCUUAGAUUCACUAUGAUCCAAGGAAUUAUUGAAAUUGACCCUUUUAUACAAUACACAAAUAUCUUUCAGGAAAGACUCUUGUUUCUAAAAGUCCACAAUGCGUGCAUUUUUCUAAAGCCCCAGUAGGACAAGGCAUAAAAAUCCCUUUCUACCAGUACAUGUCAUGAAGCCUAUAUUUGGAAAAUAAUAAUAAUUGAUUUCUAUUACCUUAUUUUCCUACCAUGCCUUUCACUAUUUAGGCUUUCAAAACAUACACCCAUUAAAUAAUUUUCCUGACCAUGAAAAUAAAUUCCAUAUUCUUGAUCAGUUAUACAUAUUUUGAACCCCAUCAUGACCUCCCACGUUCCCUCCCCUCCUGUUCCCUGGGCAUACUCCAUUUUGAACCUGUUUAGCUAUGACGAGGAUGCCUAUAAUUAUGUAAGUUAUCUCACAUAUUUGAUACAAUUGAAUAUAGGGGCUCAGUAAAUUCUAAAAGUUAACAUGUGAUAUUGGCUUGCGAGUUUCUUUUGUCAUCUAGUGACGCUUACAGAACUUUCAGUUAAGACAUUUAAAAGAGCUGUAUCCUUUAGACACUUUACUAAGCAUUUAACCUGCCAUUACUGAAUACUUUGUUAGAGCACAGAAGAGCAUUUUUCCAGCAAACGAAAAUAUACUUAUUACAUGUACAGCACAUAUUUGCAUGAGAAAGAGAACAUUAGCCAAAACAUUUUUCUAUAUGCUUUACUGGUUUCUUGUUUGUGCGCAUUAAAGUAUUUAAUUGCAAAGAGUGCACCAAGGUGAUAAAUUUAGGCUAGACAGCUGUUCAGCUUUUUCUGUAGUAGCAUUAGCAAUCUGGUCACUUAACUACUUUAAGAUAUUUACACUUUAUGGCAGGUAGCUGCAACAGCAUUUACAUAUAUUUCCUAGUCAGCGAGAUUACCAUAUUCUUUCAAUUUUUAAAAAAAUCACUUGUUUUUAAAGUCUCUCAAAGCCUUGUUUCUAAGUCUUCCAUGUCAUGCUGAUGAAGAGAGAGGUCCAUUCAAUAUCUGUGCACAAAACCAAUUGUCAUUUACCAUCAAGGGUCUGUACCUGUUUUGCUUUGCAUUCUUAUUCAAAAGCUAACAGUCUUGGAAAGGGUAUAAUGUAUAUUUUCUUGAUGGGUAUAUUUAAAAUUUUACUUUGAUUUGGCAUAUUCUUUUCCACUCCUUUUGUAAUAAGUUUAUCUUCUCCAAGUAAAUAAGAGAUAUACAUUUUCCUUUUUUUUAAGUGUUAGAGUUUACUGUGUAAAUGAUACUAAAAAUACAGAUAUAUACUAAAUGAAAGUUUUAUUUUUGCCAAGCAUAUCAAGCAACUUUGAAAAAAUACGUAUUCCACAAAAUACUUUGUUUUUAACUGAUUUUAUUUCAAAAUAGCAAAUGAUAAGCGGGAGAAACAAAACAAUGUUUUGAGGCUGUUUUACCUUGUAUAAAUCACACAUUCUGUAACUUCAGUAUAUGUAAUAUCAGAAUAUGUAAAUUACAUAUUCUGUAAUUUCAGUCUGCGAACAUGUAACACUGUAGACUCACGUUGACAAUGUGAAAAUGUAGUUCUGAGAAAAAAGAGAAUACAAUUUGUCAGUCCUGAUGUUAAUUCUCAAGGCUAUAACGUGACUCCAGUAUUAUAAUCAACAAUGUUAUCUUGUUUACUCCAAUAUUUAAAGCAACACUUGGAAAUGUUUAUAAAUGACUGAUGAUUCUCUCUUAUAUUUAUACAGUUCUAUUGGAAAGCAAAUUGAAAUUAACAAUUUGGACUGAUAGCCUUUCCUAAUAAGAGAGUCUUAAUUAUGUGACAAUAUGUCAUUGCACUUAGUCCUUAAUGAAAUGAAUUUUUUAAACAUAAGACAAAUUAUAAGAAAAGUAUUUGUUCCCUUUGAAUAAUUUGUUAAUUACUUUAAUUAUUAUUGUUGUUGUUUGCAAAAUGUAUUUUUGGAAUGUUAACCUCUUUUCAUACCUGCAUACUUGAACUUGUCUUUUGUGUGGGGGCCUUAAAAUUCAUAAUAGGAAGCUAGGGCACUGAAAGGGAGGGAGAGAAGGAAAUUACACCAAAAGAUAGUUUGCAAAUUUAAACCCUGAAUGAACAUAUCAUAAUAUGUUGUUGAGACCCAGGAUGUCAGUCAAGAAUGUUUCUAGGUAACCUUAGUUUGCAUGCCAAUGUAUUUUUUUAGUUAUACAAUUUUAUUUUGGUAUUUGCUAAAAAAUAAAAAUGAUGUAAUGCCACUGUAGGAAUUGCCCUAUAUAUUAAUAUUUGUACUACCUCUUCUCUAGAGAAGACAAUCUGUCUUUAAAGAGAAAAACACUUUUCAAUAAGUAGUGAUCAAACUUAUUACUCUUACUGCUAACCUAGCUGCAAAACUAAAUGCAUAAAUUCUUAAAAUAUACUUUCCCUUUAAAUUUUAGACUGUUUCCAAAAUACUCUUGUCACCCUUCAUUUCUUCCAUGUUAGUGAAGUUUUCUUUGAAUUGGUUCAGAGUUUAUCAGGACACAAGGUUAAUUUAAGAAAACAGUCAUCAUAGGGAACGAAACAAAUUGCAAGGGAGUUGCCUUUGUGUGCAGUUUGUUAUAAUACCUAGCUCUAAGCCUAAAGAGUAGAUCCAGAAACUUGAUAUUUCAGUGCAGCUGGUUUGAAAAUUCAAAUUUUAUUGAUCCUUAAUGUCUCCUGUGGACAGUUAGCCAUUUCCUACAUAAGCAUAUGUAUUAUCUUGGACUCCCAUGUCACUGAAGCAAACUUCAUAUAAAUGUUCUAAAUAAAUGGGAAUGUACCCCUUAUUUCUUUUAUAUUUCUGCCUUUGUGUUUCAUGACAAUGUUGCAUGUUGUUUUCUUUUUAAUUAUAUAAAAUUCAUCUUUGAAUGACUAUAUGAAUGAAAACAUUAUAGCAAAUUAUGUAAUAAAAUUUGUUUUCUUAGUUCCUCAUAUCUUUAAAUAUUGUUAAUACUCUGUUACUAAGUGUCCAAAGGGCAGAGAACAGGCCACCUCUUUUACAUAAUUAUGAUCAAACCAGUCAAUACAAUACUUGUCCUCAGACAACAAGGAUAACUUUUUUGUUGUUAACUUAAACAGUCGAGUUAGUCAAAUAGUAGAACUGGUUUAUAUGGGCAGAGAGCUACAGCAAAAAUUACUUUUUAAAGUUUUCUUCUUUUAUUAAAAUGAACUUUCUCAAAUUAAAUACAUCCUCUUAUAGCAACUCUUUUAUCUACUUGUGGAUUUAAUCCCAAAUGCUUCCUGUAAUUGAGGGACAGUAUGAGAAGACUAGAAAAUAUAUCAUCAGAUAAGCUUGAACAAGGGCUGUAACUCCCACUUACCCUAAGAAACUUACAAAUAAGAGUGAAUAGCAAGAGUGUUGGAGAGUCAUAGAUACAUAUGAAACUUUCCUUUGUUCCUUUUGAAGUAUGUAAAAUGUUUGCAGAAAGAUGGUAGAAAAUGUUACUAAUGAAUUUAGAGUGGUCUGGGGAGUAUACUGAUGCAUCCUCUUUGAAAAUUAUAAGGAGUUAAAAGGAGAACUAUGUAAGAACCCAAAGUGGCUUGCCUCUAGCUUUUCAACACUCUGUAAGUGUUCUUGGUUGUGUUUUGAACACUCAAAUUUCUCAAUAAAUGGCUGUGUCUUUAUUUAUGUAUUGCCCUACUUGCAUGCCAUUUUCACACACUUUUACCUGAAGUCGGUGUGAAUUCUGUAUGCAUAAGGGAUGUAUCGAAGAAGCAGGAUCAUUAAUGCUAUAUUGUUGUAUACUAUUUUUCAUAUGCCUUACGAUAUUUUCUGGGACGUUAUUAAAAUGAAAGCAUUUUAUUGCCAAAAUAAAUCUAUGUUGUUACUUCUUAUCUGCAUUAGCAGUAGAAAAAUAAAUAAUGUAGCAAAACAUCUAUUGUAUAGUACAAAAUGAUAAAAGAUAUAUAUUUUGCCAAUAAUAUGAAAAUAGAUUGAGGAGAAAGAAGCACAUUUGUUAUAGCACAAACUUACAACAAAAUCCACUGUUAAAUUUGGCAGUCGUAUUUUUUAAAAGUAUAUAGAUUUAAUUCUAAGUUUUAUCAGAUUUAUUUCAUCUACCAUCUUUUUAACUUGCUGCUUGAUACUUUUCCAGCAAUUUACUUCAUAGCCUUGCAAUCUGUUGAUGUAAUUUAUUUUACUUUAUUCCCUUGCAUAAAACUUAUUAAACGUUAUUUUGUGAUAAGACUCAUACUAUAUUUACUGUUCUUAUUUCUGCUCCUUCAGUAACAACUACAAAAACUAAUGGUACAUGAGCUUAUAAGGCUCCUCUUAAUUUUGGACAUGUUUGAAAUGCUUUAUAUUUUUCACAGCCUAAAGUCAGAAUGAUAAAUAAAGAUGUCCCAACAGCAACAUAAAAGUAAAGUAUUUAGGGAUUCUUUCAUUUGUUUUGUACUGAAUACUAUUUUGAAACAUAAGUUAAAGCUAUUAGCUACUUUUUUUUUUUUUGAAGGGGUGGCGGGAGGGAAAACCGUAACUUUAUUAA